Danaus plexippus (monarch butterfly) is the source of this 4870-nucleotide messenger RNA. RefSeq names its product solute carrier organic anion transporter family member 74D-like. Gene Ontology annotation, biological process: transmembrane transport; sodium-independent organic anion transport. The transcript has 11 exons. The record is from RefSeq and is a predicted model, not a curated record. Gene Ontology annotation, cellular component: membrane. Lineage: Eukaryota; Metazoa; Arthropoda; Insecta; Lepidoptera; Nymphalidae. Gene Ontology annotation, molecular function: protein binding. The coding region runs from base 436 to 2406 and encodes 656 amino acids.
GUUUACAUGCCGAUAAUAAUAUAUUUAGGUCAAAUAUAAUCAAAUUAAUAGGAAAUUCUAUACACUUAUUAUAGUUAUUAUAUUUAUUAAUGUUUUAUUGUUAUUUGUGAUGAGUUCUUGUUGUGGUAACGAGUUAAUUUAUAAUUCAGCGUUAAGUGAAGUUGUGUCUACUAAUUUAUCGCUUUUAGUAAAACUAGUGAAUAUUGAAUACGAUACAGCUUCUCUAUUAAUUGCUGUUAUCGUAAUAUCGUUAACACUGGUCGCAAUAGUACGUAGAACACGUCUCAACAAAUAUAUAUCCUAAGAACCCGUCUAAAAGUAAAAGUAAUGAGUCUGUUUGCUACACUUCAGUGAGCCGUAAGGGCACCCGUCGUUGCGAGUGUCACUGCGGGCGGGGAGGCGGGUCGCACCGGACCGGAGCCCCAGGACGGCGCUAUGAAAGGCGUCGAGGCCACACCAGAGGAACAGGAACGGUUAGCCACCGGAAACAACAAUGGGUCCCUCGAUUGUAAAUUACCCCCGCAGCAGGCUAGGCCGCGAACAGCUUUUCAUUCGACUAGAAUGUUCAUGCUGGUGUUCCUAUCGGGAUGGGUGUUGCAAGGUAUGUUCCUUACAUACUUCGUGAGUGUCACCACGACGGUGGAGAAGUUGUUUAAAGUCGAAUCGAAGACGACCGGAACGCUGUUGGCUGCUACGGAGAUCGGUCAGAUAUGUACCGCGCUGUUCCUGACAUACCUCGCCGGUCGCGGCCACAGACCGAGAUGGAUCGCCUGCAUGAUGCUAGUGCUGGCUGUGGGUGUGAUCGGCUGUGUGGUCCCUCACAUUAUGUACGGAACCCGACUGAUGGAUGUACAUUUAGAUUCUCAUAGAGGUGGUUCAGCGCCGGUUUGCUCCGCCGACGGUAAUUCUUCGAUGGUGACAUGUGACGACGCUCACGCCAGGAGUACCGCCGCCCGGUCCUAUAUAACUUCGGUGGUGAUACCUUGGCUGUUCGUCUGCUUGCUGGUGGUCGGCGUUGGACAGACCGGCAUCGCUACACUCGGUAUACCAUACGUAGACGACAACGUCGGCAGUAAGCAAUCACCACUAUACAUGGGUAUUACGAUCGGUAUAAGAGUGAUCGGGCCGGCGCUAGGGUUCCUGCUGGGGGCUCUGUGUACCCGUGUGUACGUGGAUCCCCUCAAAGACCCCGGGUAUGAAUACAGCGACCCCAGAUGGGUCGGCGCCUGGUGGCUGGGUAUGGUGUUCAUAGCCGGUUUCAUAGUUAUACUUUCGACACUAAUGUUCUUCUUCCCGCGUCAAAUAAAACAGGGGCCCAUGCAGUUGACGCUGAAAAAGAGCAAGGAAAAAAACGAACCAUUCUUCAAAGAUUUCUUCGUGACGAUAAAACGCCAACUGACAAACGACAUCCUCAUGUGGCGCACGGCCUCGUCGGUUCUCCACCUGAUGCCCAUCAGCGGCAUAUACUCCUUCCUGCCCAAAUACCUGGAGAAGCAGUUCCGUCUGCCAACGCACGACGCCAAUCUUGUCUCGGGUCUUGGUGGUAUCUUAGUGAUGGGUUUGGGCACCAUCACGUCGGGAGUGAUCAUCCUUAAACUGGUGCCCACAGCAAGACAGGUGGCCGCCUGGACAGCUGCUACAGCUGCUAUAUAUAGUGCUGGUAUGGUCGUCCUAAUGUUCGUUUCCUGUCCCGAGGAGACGUUCCGUUCUUUGGACGCUACCAACUUGUCUUGCAGCACGGACUGUCACUGUUACGGAGCCCCCUACUCGCCCGUGUGUGGACAGGACUCGUUUACUUAUCAGACGCCAUGUCAGGCCGGAUGUGCCAACAGCCAACAACUAGACAAUAGCACCUGGCUAUACUACAACUGUUCGUGCAUCAACGGGACCCUGCUCGGCGAGAAGGCCGUUCAGACCCUGGAGCGCUACUCCGUGCCCGACGGCUUCUCGUCCAGCUCGUUCGCGGUGUCCGGCGAGUGCGGCGGCGCGUGUAACCAGAUCUACGUGUUCAUAGCGAUCUUCGCCGCUAUAAUGUUCGUCCACGCCACGGGCGAGGUCGGCGCUGUGCUCAUCAUCAUACGCUGCACCGACAAACAGGACAAGGCGAUGGCGAUGGGUGUGAUACAGUUCGCGAUCGGCGUGUUCGGUAACGUGCCCUGUCCGAUCAUAUUCGGGGCGGCCAUAGACGCCGCCUGCCGCCUCCGAGACGCCGCGUGCGGACUCAUAGGCGCCUGCGCCAGCUACGACAGUGACAGAUUCAGACAUUUCUUCCUAGGUUUGUCCGCCGGUUUGAUGUUCCUUGCCUUCAUAAUGGAUAUGUUGGUGUGGCUCCGCGCUAGCCGUAUCGACAUGAACCCCGCCGACCGCAGCUCAGACCGCUCGCCGGCCGGGGACACGUCGCUCUGACCUCACACCCUGUACGAGUCGCACCUCUGAACACGUACUGUCUGAUGUGCGCCCGCGUCUCUAAUGAACGACCGGGUCAUAUUUAAUAAAGCGUAAGUCUCACGAUGUAUGACCUUCGAUGUAUUAGUUUUAUACUACCGUGUACUCUUUUAGACACUUAAUAUUAUUUUUUUUAUCUUUCCCACAACACACAAGGAACAUUAUAUUUAUUUUCCUAUCUCUUCACACUUCUUAAUUUUGAUAUUGUAAUUUUUAUUCUCUACGUUUUCCAGUUAAUGUGUCUUUUUUAAAUGAAAUCUACAAAUUUAAUAUUUAUAUAAAUUCGUUGAUUCUUGUUAAUAUCUUCAUAUACAAACUAUUUAUGAACUUAUAAUCUCUGACUGAAUAACAAUGCUAUAUUGCAUUUCUCGUCUGUGCAUUUUGCGUUAGUCUUUUUAAUCUGUGCUCAAUUUUUUUUAAGGCGUGUUACGGUUAGUGUCUUAAUUGUUUGUGACAAAUUAUUUACACAUUAUGACACCAGACAAUCAUAUUUAGCUUUUUGUUGUCCCAACAUAUACAUAUAUAUAUUUUUAUAAUGGCUAUGAGGUAUGAUACAUAUAAUUCUUAUAAUUAUCUGUGCAAAAAACAAAAUGUCCUAUAUUCAAGACCAGCUGUUAUGUUCUUGUAUACAACUUUAAUACUAACCGUGAUACGUAAAAACUUUUUAUAUUCCGUUUUCGUUAACUUACAAAACUUUAUAACAGAGCGUGUGAAAAACAACUCUAAUAGGAGGGAAAUAAGGUCUGGUUCCGAUCGACAAACAUUUAUAUAUUAGUUAGCUUAUAAAAUAUAUCACUGGGACUGUUCCACGAUGCGACCUGUCCGUGUCCUUUUGCCUUUUAUAUGAAUUUUAAUAAUAAACGGAAAAAUCAUUAACAGAAACGUUACUAAGGCGGCGUUCACACGGUUGCAUUUCGAUUAAGUUUUUGCGAGUUACAUGGCUAGUGAUUAGAAUUUUAUAUUAGUUUAGGGCGAGUUUAUAUACAUACUGCUUUUAGUGUAAAUAAACACGAACGGAACAAGUUAUUGUAACAAUGGACUAGUACAAUCUGUUUCUGGCGUCACACGAGAAAACAUCACACGGGAAAACUAUACUGAAUGUUAUGUAUGCUUUAUUGUAGCGAAUUUUUUUCAUUUUUUUUUAUUAUAUGAAGAGAUUUAAUAAUAUUCUAACGUAGUAUCUCUGUAUUUUUAUUAUUCUAUGGUUAUAUACGAGUGUGGUUCCGGUGUUGCUAUUAUUUUAUAUAAAAUGUCCGCAACGGACCGAAGGCUGGGUCGUGUGUAAAAUAUAUAGAUAAAUAAGUGGCAGCUGGAAUUAUAGAUUAGAUUAAGGAUUUAAACGAUCGCCAUAAUUAUGGGUACAAUAUAUAAAAAAAAAUGAUGUCGUUAUCGAAUUUUGUCUAUGGAUUUUAACUAUACAAACUUGGUGUGCAAUAAUGGAAUCCCUAUACAGCUCACUGCCAGAAUGCAUAAUAUUUUUUUUUUUGUUCAUAGUUAUAUAUACUUUUUUUAAUAAAUCAAAUAUUCUAGAACGUAUAAGUACACUAUCCAUGUGCAAUGAAAUAAACUAAAAUGUAUAUAAUAACUUUUUUAUAGUACAUAUUUGUAUUAAGCUAUAUGAUAAAUAAUUAAUUGUAAUUAAUCAUUUUAUCUAAAUUUUAUAACGAAAUAUAUUUAAAAAAAAGUAACUAUUUCAAUUACGGUGCUACAAUUAUUAUACAUUGCUGUGUUUACAUUUUGUUAAUAGAAUAAAAAAAAAUAAUAACAUGUCACGACACGAUUCCGCAUCAAUGUCGUGUCGUAUCCGUCUGAUGAAAAUGUAAACACGGCUCUCGUAAGUUUUGUGCAAUCGCUCUAAUAAUUGCUUUUAACUUUAUAAUAUAUUUUUUUGCCAUUUAAUAUAAAAAUGUUUAGUAAAAUUUUUUACUAGUUCACUCUUAUACAAUUAUUAUAAUGUGUUAGAAUAGCUGAAUUCUUGUUUGUUGCUAUCUGUUCGUAGUGUUUAGUGUGUUAGCCUAGCGCUGAUGUGAAUUUAGUACUAUUAUAUAAUACUAUAUACUCGCUGUGAGUAUUUGAAUAUAAAAAUUUCGAUCGACGAUUUACAAUGCCGUGGUUUAUAUAUUAAUAGAUUUUAUAUAAAUAUUUUAUUCGUAAAUAAAAAUAUACUAUAAUUUAAUGACUAGUAAUAAAAAUGUACCAAAACAUCACAAAGAAAUGUCCAGAGGGAGUCCUGGGUGGUGGCAAGCGGGCGUCCUCUGUACUUUCGCAAUAUAAUAAGUCUUGAAGUGUUAGUUAAGUCUCCGUUGUAAUAUAAAUAUAACUCUGGUCAUAAUUCCGGUACGGCUUUGUAUUUGUUACAGUGACCUGCGAGUCGCCUAGUUUUUUUUUUUAAUUAUUUGUAAAUAAAAACUUUAUUGAAAAAAAA